AUGACAGGAACAGUUUCAGAUCAAGUUCUCUUCCGCAAUUGUUCAAUGUUGAAAAAAAUGGACUUGUCUUAUAGUGGGUUGAAUAUACACAUUGACUCGGCACCUUGGAUUCCGCCUUUUCAGCUCUGGACCUUGAAUUUUAGGGGAUGUAAAAUUGGAGGCCCAAUUCCUAGCUGGAUUUCAACUCAAUUUGAGCUUGAAGAUGUGGACCUAUCAGACGCCAAUCUUGUGGAUGAUAUUCCAUCUUGGCUAUGGGAAUUUUCAUCGGCAUUAAAGAGUUUGAACCUGUUAAAUAAUCAUUUGGAGGGUCCUGUCCCUGUUUCUUCGAUCCCACUUACUCUCCGGGUGUUGGAUCUGUCUGUAAAUGAACUGAAUGGCCCCUUAUUGUUAGAUAUUCAGCAUGAUGUAUUUGUGGAGGUUCUUUUACUUGCAGACAACAAGAUCCAAGGACCAAUACCAGUGUCACUAGGGAUUAUGACAGAUGUGGUUCUUUUAGAUUUGUCAAAAAAUCAGCUGAGAGGCAAUAUCCCUGUAACUCUGGGCGAUUUGCAAUCUCUUGAGGUGCUCCAUUUGGAGAACAACCAAUUAACUGGAGAGAUUCCUGCCAGCCUGACCAAUCUCGGGCGACUUGUAGUGCUCAACCUGGGCAGUAAUGAACUGGAGGGUGAGAUUCCUAAGGAGCUUGGAAAGUUAGCAGGACUCACGUCUGUCCAUCUUGAAAAGAACAAUCUGCAAGGACUCCUUCCUCUGUCUUUAGCACAACUUUCACAUCUGCAGGUGCUUGACGUAGGAGGAAACAAUUUGACAGGAAACGUUCCAGCUUGGAUUGCUAACUGUUCAAGACUACAAGUUCUUAUGAUGAGAUCAAACAAUUUCAAAGGCAAACUACCUCCACAGAUCGGCAAAAUGCCCCGGCUUAGGCUCCUGGACCUUUCUUCUAAUCUUUUGUUUGGGGAAAUCCCAGAUACCUACUUCAGUUUUUCAGCCAUGGCCUAUGGAGUGGAUAAUAUAUCCGUGCUUGGAGAAGACCGUCGGGAUCGCUACUUCAUUUCCGAUGCAUUGGUUUGGUUAACCACGGUGUUUGGAGAGAAUAGAGGCGGAAAAUACUAUAUAGAGGGCUUAGAUCUAAUUAUUAAGGGAUCAGAAUGGCAUUACGGUCGUGUCUUAUCUGGCAUGACUUGCAUUGAUUUGUCAAACAACAGAUUAUGGGGCCAUCUUUCAGCAGAAAUUGGAAAUCUAAAAGGCUUGAUGUUUCUAAAUCUCUCUAGGAACAGUUUCAAUGGGGACAUUCCAGGUAGCAUGGGCAAUCUCAGGGUGAUACCGCAGCAAGGUCGUCAUAUGAUAACAUUUGAUAAAUCAGUAUAUUUAGGAAAUACAAAUCUGCGGGGAUGCCCUGUGGAAUGCUGGAAGUGUUGUCCUAUUCAUUCAUCACUCUCUCCUCCCAUCAUUGAUGUCCACGAAGAGACAAAGCAAGGGUUUUCAUGGUAUGAUGUGAGUAUUGGAUGGUCAAUUGCAGCAGGAUUUUCUGCGGUGUUGUUGGUGCUCACUUUCAAAGUGAAUUGGAGAAAGAAGAGCUUUGAUCAUAUGGACAGAGUUAUAACAUUUCUGCUGGGCGUUAAAUAUAUAUCAUUUUACUUACGUCUUAAAGGUCGUCAGGAGGAGCCAUUGAUGAUGUAUUUAGAUUUCAUUGAAGAGAAGAUGAAACUUGUGUUGAAUGAAAGUCAUAUUCCAUAUCAGGCUGAAGCGCUUAACCCAUCCGUGCAGUCACAAGGGGAUUGGAAGGAAACCAAAAGCUUCUAUAUUGGUCCCAAAUUUUCAAAAACGAGUGGCGACCAGAAAAACAGAUUUUACGAACCUAUGGCCCUCAAACGUUUUAUUCAGUUUACGUUGACCAGAUUGGCACCGACCAACAGUUUCACUCUAGGGGUUGCUGAUAAAAUUGGCUCGGCGGUGGUUAAAGAGAUAGAAAGGUCAUCCGAUUGA
Molecule: messenger RNA, 1983 nt
Organism: Cryptomeria japonica (Japanese cedar)
Lineage: Eukaryota; Viridiplantae; Streptophyta; Pinopsida; Cupressales; Cupressaceae
Product: LRR receptor-like serine/threonine-protein kinase SIK1
Exons: 6
Coding region: 1-1983 (660 amino acids)
Molecular function (GO): protein binding
Source: RefSeq, a predicted model, not a curated record